AUGAGUAGUGGCGGAGGUGGUGGGUGGUGUAGUGGUGGAGGUGGUAAUGGUGGUAGUAACAGUGGUGGUGGUGAGGGUGGUGGCGGAGGUGAUGGCGGUGAUGGUGGCAGUGAUGGUAUGGUCGUGGUGGUGGAGGUGGAGGUGAAAGGUAGUGUGGUGGUGACGGUGGUGGUGGGUGGGUAUGGCAGUGGUGGUAAUGGUUGUCUGAGGUGGGUAGCGGUGGAAGUGGUUGAUGGUGGUGGAGGUGAUGGUGCUAAUAGGUGGAGGGUGGUGGUAGCAGAGGUACCAGUGGUGGUGUGUAGCGGUGGUGGUGGGUGGUAG
This is a messenger RNA of Lactuca sativa (garden lettuce), 321 nucleotides long. The record is from RefSeq and is a predicted model, not a curated record. NCBI's taxonomy places the organism in Eukaryota, Viridiplantae, Streptophyta, Magnoliopsida, Asterales, Asteraceae.